UUUUGCUUGUGUCUGUAGUAGCGAUUACAAUUGUGUGGGUGAUAUAUAUGUUGCUUGGACUUCCUCUGACUCUUCAUCAUCAGUCCGUGGAAAAUCAGUCCAACGUUGUUAUAGACGAAGUGAGCGAGUUUCAUAUAAAUUUCGCUGACAACGAAAAAAGUAAUCCAAAGAAUAACAAUAAACGCGUGUAGAGUGGUGAGCAUUAAUUGCUUUGAAAAUAAUCAUCCUUGAUUAUUUGGGUGCAUCAAGCAGAAUGAAAGACAUAAACGCACAAAUUCAGAAGGAUGGGUACGCUGUGUUGGAGAAUUUUUUCACCCCUGAGGAGGUAGACGAGAUGAAGAGUUGUGGGGAGGAGUUCACUAAUAAUUUACCACCGGAAAAUCAAAGGAGAGUUUUCAGCACAGUUGAUAGCCAACAGAGUAAAGAUGAGUAUUUCCUCGACAGCGCUCACAAAGUUAGUUAUUUUUUCGAAUCCGAGUCACUCGAGGAUGACGGAAAGUUGAAGGUCCACCCAAGAGUGUCUUUGAAUAAGGUAGCACAUGCUCUUCACUGGCUUCAUCCGACAUUCAAAAGGCUGACUUUUGACGAGAGGAUAAAGGAGGCUGCGUUUCAGUUGAAUUUCCAGGAGCCCGCGGUCGUUCAGUCCAUGUAUAUCUACAAAAAUCCAGGGUUGGGGUCAGAAGUAAUUGCCCAUCAGGACGCUUCUUAUCUCCACACGGAGCCAGUAAAGCUCAUUGGAUUUUGGAUAGCACUGGAUGAUGCGACACUAGAUAACGGAUGCCUCUGGAUUGCCCCAGGAUCGCACAAGAGCGGUGUCCACAGAAGAUACGUCAGGAACAAGGAUCCAGCCUCCCAGGAUUUUCUCAUUUACGAUAAACCAGCCCCGUGUUAUCCUAUGAGCAAUUUUCGUCCAGUUACGGUGCGAAAGGGCAGCUGCAUUCUCAUCGAUGGUCAAGUUGUUCACUUCUCUAAGGCCAAUAAAAGCGGAAAUUCACGACACGCAUAUACUUUCCAUAUUAUCGAGACAACAGACGUGCGUUAUUCCAAGGAUAAUUGGCUUCAGCCACCAACAGGUGGAUUUCCACUCCUCUAUAGGCAUUGAUUUAAAUAUUGAUGACUCGGAAAUGUUAAUUAAUUGCAGGCCCGAUUACCGCAGGCUGUGAAGUGAUUUUUCAUAUGUAAAAACGAAAUGAUUCAAAUAGAAAGCGAAACUAUUCAAAUCUUUUCGAGUAUUCUCCUUUUUACUUGAAACUCACUGUCAUCAAAUGUUUUUGUCAUUGAAAUUUAAGUUUUGUAAACAAUAUUUCUUCGCUUUUUGACGUGUUAUUGUCUUGUUGAAUUCGAGAAAAAUAUGCCUUUAUCAUAACAAGCUAUUGUGAAAUCUGUUUUGUACUGAAUAGAUUAUGAUAAAUAUUAAAAAUCACAUUGAUUUA
Molecule: messenger RNA, 1433 nt
Organism: Fopius arisanus
Lineage: Eukaryota; Metazoa; Arthropoda; Insecta; Hymenoptera; Braconidae
Gene: Phyhd1
Product: Phytanoyl-CoA dioxygenase domain containing 1
Exons: 5
Coding region: 254-1102 (282 amino acids)
Source: RefSeq, a predicted model, not a curated record